Molecule: messenger RNA, 2519 nt
Organism: Cottoperca gobio
Lineage: Eukaryota; Metazoa; Chordata; Actinopteri; Perciformes; Bovichtidae
Gene: trmt44
Product: tRNA methyltransferase 44 homolog
Biological process (GO): tRNA methylation
Molecular function (GO): tRNA (uridine) methyltransferase activity; metal ion binding
Source: RefSeq, a predicted model, not a curated record
GCGACAACAUUUUCUAUUUCACAGGCUAACGUUGAUAAUAAAGCUCAACAUUUGUUUCUCUUAUGACAGGAUGAAAUCCAGCAAAUUAUCCGAACUAAUUUCACAAGCAACUUAAUCUAAGUUUUCUUUAUCUACAAAAUAAAAGACCCCGGAAGUCCACCACUCUCCGUUUGUAAACACAUGGCUUGAAGUCGUGUCUGAUGCUUAAUUAUGCCAAAACUCUUCGAUAUAAAGUUUGCAGGAGAAUGUAAGACUCUCCCUGAAGGCUUCUGGUCAGCUGUAGACGUGUGGAUAAAGAAACCUCACGUUGUUAACAAGCGUCUUUGCGGCGCUAAGGACACGGAGAGUAAAGAUGUGGACAGAGAGGCUGUGCUGCUCCUGCUGAAGGAUCCUGAACUCGCUCAUGAUGUGUUGUCCUUCAUGACCAACAGCAGACAUGCACUGGCACAGACGCACGAGAAGGAAAACCCAUGGGCUUCUAGCACCAGGACAUUUAUUCCUAAAGUAAACAAUUAUGGGACAAACCUGCAUAAAGAGUUCAUACUGAAAGACUUCGGCAGACAACACGUGACCUUUCUUCCAUUUGAAGAAGAUUCAGAAGGACAGGUGUCUCUCAAGAGGGGCAACAUUUAUCAGUUCCAGCUCCUCCAUCAAGACUGUGAGGACUGGGCCUUGGAGCUGCAUGUUUUGGCUUUAGACGCGUGGUACUCCGAUGGCGUGGCGUACCCAAAGCUGCCCUGGCUGUCCACUGACCUGCUGCCUAAACUGGUGCGCUGGGCCACCGAGUGCAAGAGCCGCGAGUUCAAGAGCACCUUGUCUCUGCUGCCAGUGGAGAAGUACAGCGUCAAGUAUCAGCAGCUGAAGGAAAAGUACAAGGCCUAUGGUCAAGGUAAAGUGUGGCCUGAGGUUACGGAUCCUGAGAAAUUUGUCUAUGAGGAUGUUGCCAUUGCUACAUAUCUCCUUGUGCUGUGGGAUGAAGAGCGAGCAGAGAAAAGUCUGACCGCCAGACAGUCCUUUGUGGACCUGGGCUGUGGGAACGGCCUCCUGGUUCACAUACUGGCCAAUGAAGGGCAUCCUGGAAAAGGCAUCGAUGUUCGCAAGAGGAAGAUCUGGGACAUGUACGGCCCCCAGACUCUGUUGGAGGAAAAGGCAAUUACGCCCAGCGAGCGCUUCUUAUUCCCGGGUACGGACUGGCUGAUUGGGAACCACUCUGACGAACUCACACCCUGGAUCCCCGUUAUAGCUGCCAGGUCGUCUUACUCCUGCCGGUACUUUGUCCUCCCCUGCUGUUUCUUCGACUUCUGUGCAAAAUACCAGAGACGCCAGUGCAAGAAGUCUCAGUAUAAGGAAUACAUCGACUUCAUCACGGAGGUCAGCCAAGUCAGUGGCUUCAACACUGAAGAGGACUGCCUGAGAAUACCUUCCACUAAACGGGUGUGUCUGGUGGGAAAGUCAAGAAGCUACCAGCUAUCUGAUGAGGCCGGGGCCGAGCAGCGAAGAGCUCAUUACAUCCAGAGCCGCCAGAAGGCCUCUGGGGCCACAGUUCAAAGGUCAGACAUCAGAAAUGAUGGGCAGUCUUGCCGUGGAAAUGAAGACACUGACGGCACCCCCAACAGCAGCUGGGGAGCGGGGUUCCAGCCCAGAGACAGGGUGGAAACGGUUCGAAACUGUGCUACUCUCCCGCGGGACUUUGUCGACGGUUUUGUCCUACAGGUUGCUAAUGUUCUUCUUGGAAUGACUGAAGGUGACAGCGGAGGCUCCUCCAGUGACUGGCAUCGAGGAGGCAGCCUCUCCGUGAGCGAGGUCGCUGGGCUGUUGAAGCAGGAAACCCUGCAGCUCCUCAAGAAGGAGUGUGGAGGUCUUCAGACUCUGCUUAAGAACAACCACCAAGUCUUUAGAGUGGAAGGAGGGAGGGUGCACAUAAGAGACUGGCGGGACAGGAAGUCCUCCAGGGUAUCCACCAAGAGGAAGCCCAUUGCCUCUGGUGCCCUGAAAACUCGCCCCUGCUGGUUCUACGACCACCACCCUCAGCGCUGCCCCUUGGAGGCUGAACACUGUGCCUUCGCCCACGGACCCGAUGAGCUCCAACCUUCGACCAGACCUCUGAAGAAGAUGAAAAAUGACGCCUUUUUGUCCCACUGAUCACCUUCUUUAAACUCAUUUAUUUAGUUGAUUUGUAAAUGGAGUAACUUCUUUUCUAAUGAACAGUAUUCACGCUGCCCAUUGAACCUCCUGGAAAAGUCCCCACAUCCAGCGCUGCAGCUGCACGGAGGAAGAAGUUCAGGUCCAAGCAGUGUGAGUUUUAUUGAUGCACCAUUACAUCAUUUCUGGGAAAUGAGGUCCUGCAAGUUCCCAGUGUCCUCUUUCUUCUGAUCCUGGUGCAGCUUAAGCCCUCACUGUUGUAGCUCGCGGACACUUCUGGGAUUUGUUGUCUGCGGAUUCUUUUGUCUUUAAAUGUUUUAUUUUAUUUAAGAAGUUUAAUUAUACACUUACUGCAUAUUAAAGUGUAUUUCAAGCUA